CGCCAGUGCCGGGGCCCUCCCUCGGCUCGCUCGCUCUCCCCCUCUUCUUCUCUCCUCCUUCGCUCCCUCCCUUCCGAGCCCAGUUGCUCAAGCCCGCUUCCUUCCCCAACGCCAGCGCCAGUUCCUCUCCCGGUGGGGCCCGGGAAGGGCAACGAACGCUAGACACUGGAACCGCCGCGGCGGCAACUGCAGGACCAUGGCCGAACCCCAAGGGGCCGCAAAGCGGGCGCCCAAGGCCUCCCUCGCACCGACCGCGCUGAACCUGCGGAGCGCCCCGCAGCCCCGCCCCUCGAGAGCGGACACCGGCAGCCUGGGCAGGUACCGGGGCAACGCCGCCGCCUCCCGGGAGCCCCAGUUCCACGGCUCGCUGAUGCUCUCGGCCACGGGCUCGGGACGGCGGCGGGAAGGGCUGCGGGAGCUGCUAGGGCUGCAGGGGGCGGCUCCCGCCGGGUGGCCGUCGGAGGAGCGCUCGGAGGAACCGUCCCCUAGCGGGCCCAACGGACCAGGCGGUAGCGGGCUGUGCCUGGAGCCCCGGGAGCACGCGUGGAUACUGGCGGCCGCCGAGGGCCGCUUUGAGGCGCUGCAGGAGUUGCUGAAAGCCGAGCCAGGGCUGCUGCUGCGAGGCGACCCGAUCACGGGCUACACGGUGCUGCACUGGCUGGCCAAGCACGGGCGCCACGAGGAGAUCAUCCUGGUGCAUGACUUCGCCCAGCGCCAGGGGCUACAGCUCGACGUGAGCGCCCCGGGUAGCGGCGGCCUCACACCGCUCCACCUGGCGGCCCUGCAGGGCCACGACAUGGUGAUCAAGGUGCUGGUGGGCGCCUUGGGGGCCGACCCCACGCGCCGCGACCACAGCGGCCACCGAGCCUGUCACUACCUGCGGCCCGAGGCACCCUGGAGCCUGCGGGAGCUGUCGGGGGCUGAGGACUGGGAGACCGGCGGUGGCGGCGGCGGCGAGCGUAACAACGCCAACAACAACAGCAGCGGCGGCGGCGCUGCGUGGACACUGAGACGCGCCCCGAGCGCAGUGGGCGCGCCAGCCACGGAGACGACGGCCAGAGCGGCGGCAGCGCCCGCCAAGAAGGACUCCAUGGGCAGCCGGAUGGCGCAAGUUCAAGGCUUUCUCCGCCAUAUGUUCCCCUUCUUCCAGGACCGUUGAAGGCGACAGAGACUGGAGAGCGUGGAGGGACCGCGACGCCACGGCGAGGCCUGUGGUCCGGGGUCCCACUGGAGCCGCAGUCGUGGGCCUGCCAGGAGCCAACCACCUCGGGUUCGGUUUUAGGCACCUGUCUCAGGGCUCCUACAGACACCAGCCAGGAGACGCGAGGGCCAAGGCACCCCUAACCGAGACAAAGCAAAGACCGAGCCCUCCUGGCGCCGAAUCCCCAAACUUCAGGACUAAGGAGUUGGGAGAGGAGCGUGGUCCUUCCCGGGAGAGGGAACGUGAAGCUUCCAGCAGCCAUUUCUGGGCAGGCGGAAGCUCUGGGUUUAUUAGGAAACAUUUGCUAGAAGAAUGAGUUAAGAUUGUAAACCACUGAUGCAGAGGAAGCGCCUAACCUCAGGCCGGCCUGACUUGGCACUUAACGGGUCACUUUGUGUGCGGGCAGCCAGCCCCUGGCAACCUGCUCCAGAGACGACCAGGCCUUACCAGUACUGUUUCUGAUGUAUCACAAAUGACUUCUUAAGCAUAUUAAAGUGGGAUAUGUUUUCCUUUCACAUGA
Phacochoerus africanus (Common warthog) is the source of this 1721-nucleotide messenger RNA. RefSeq names its product sosondowah ankyrin repeat domain family member D (gene SOWAHD). Lineage: Eukaryota; Metazoa; Chordata; Mammalia; Artiodactyla; Suidae. The transcript has a single exon. Gene Ontology annotation, molecular function: protein binding. Bases 197 to 1159 code for a protein of 320 amino acids. The record is from RefSeq and is a predicted model, not a curated record.